AUGCCUAAUAAAUUUAGGGAACACGUCAAGGGGUGUGGCACGUUUAUUGAUCUGUAUGUUGUAGGACCCAAGGAAUCGAGGAUAGAAGCAGCAAAGAACAAUCAGGAUGAAGCUGUUUCGUCUAUUGCUAUUGAUGUUGAUGAUGAAGAGGACCAAGAUGAAACAAGGGACGACUAUGGAAACGAUAAUGAUGAUAAUGACAAUGACGAUAAUACCGACCGAAAGGACGCGAAUAAUGAUAAUGACAAAGCCAAAAACAAUGUACAACCGCAAAAGAAUCAAAUUUCGACCGAUACCAUCAACAAACUUCAAGACGAAACGGCUUUACCGUCUGACUAUCGUUCUUCUUUCAAUCUAAUCUCCUCCCAUCCAAUUUCUGUUCCUGCACUAUAUCCGUCUCUUACUCCUACACCUACACCUACUCCUUUCCUUCUCCGUCUCCGUCUCUUACUCUUACACCCAAUCGUCUUGAGACUGCUUCGGAAACAGCAUCUUCCGUUGCUAGGAUUGGUGUUGAAGACGAGACAGUAUGGCGACGACAACGAUUCGGUGGAUGCUCGUCAAAAGAAUUUGCUAAACCAGCAACUGGGUUGGGGAGCCAUUGUCAAAGCACUUGGCCGUAACUGGCAAGGCUUGAUUGGAUGGCAUUACAUUGACGGAGCCAUAAACUCCAAGAUUAUCCUGGAAGAGUUGAUUCGGUAUUAUUAUAGAGGAUUUCAGUACUUGAAGUGGAUGAUGAUUGGCACGAGAAAGUUGUUUACAGAAGGAGGAAACUACAGUGCGCAAGAGCGUGGGUUGAAUCCGCUGGAGCAAAGGGUCAGCGUCGUCAAUUAUGCGCGAAGUACUGCUCGGUAUUUGAUGUUUUUAUUACGACGACCAAAUUGUCAAAAGAAUGGCCAUGUACGAUCCCAUUUGGAACGGAUGUGCAGAAUCGUUUCGGCUGAAGCUGAAGCUGAAGCUAAAGCGAAACAAGGCGGUGGUCGAAAACGAAAAAGAGAUGAAUCACACCUAGGAAAAGAAGCAACAGUCGAAGACGAAGAUGCCAAAGUCUCUGAAUGGAUUGAUACCGCUAUUGGCGAUGAUGAUAAUGACAAUGAUAAUGAUAAUGACAUUAUCAUGAUGGAGGAAGAAGCGUUGGAUGAGAAGUUGGAGCAACAGAGACAAGAGGAAGAAGCUGCUGGUAUACAGAAAGACCAAAACAAUGACCGAGGGCAACAGGACGGUGACGACGUUGACGACGACGUUGACGAGAAGGAAGAAAGAAGAGGGUUCUACUUUCGAAAGGAUGAAGCGUAUUCUGAAUUGCACGAGGCAUUAAAGUUGGCUUUUCUACGACAGUACGAAUUCUCGGAAAGUAUCCGCGACACAGAAAUCGUCAAGUUCUUGGCAUGCUUGUCUCUGCGUGACGAUGGAACGUCAAGGUAUGCGUAUGAAAUUUCGUCGUUCUUUGCUCCCUUGAUUUAUACGUGUCGUUUGGUCGCUGCCAGUGAAUUGCAACGGUUGGUUGAGGAAGGAAAAGUCACACUGUCUUCUAUACCCGAGUUUCAUACGGCUGGUUCCUUUGCAUACACACACGUGUUUCGCUAUAUAUCUCUGGGCAAAAGGAAUAUCUACGACAUUCUGUAUGAAACCAACAAAAUCGUACGUGAUGUGACUAGGACGGAGGGGUAUGCGAAUACCUUGGAAGGUCUGAACCCGUCAAGGGUGUUGUUUCGACCGGCGUUCAAUUCCAAAUAUACGAUUGUUGGGAGCCAUAUCAACAAUAUGGUUGUCUUGGACCUAAGUGAUCUGAGCCAUCUGUAUGAAAGCAUGUUUUCAAGGUUGCAAUUGCUCUUGGAGGAAUUAUGCUUUGGUGUGGAUAUGGAAAAGCUACUACCGAGUUCUUUGUUACAGUCAGUUGGUGACGAUAUUAACAAUAGCAAGCUAGGGUAUUCCUUUUUCAAAGAAUCCGUAGACAUUCGGAUGACAAGAAGUGUGCUGUUGCGAACGGUUUUGAAGAAUGAUGAACUUCGACAUCGAUUUUUGCCGCUUGUUUCCAGGGACGAUUUUUACGAUUAUUUUGAAGAGCUUGUCCAAGUGAACAAAAAGAAAAGCCAGAAUGGCACCCAAGAGCAAGACUGGACCGAUAAAGAGAAAGAGAAAGAGAAAAAGAAAGGCUCGAGGAUAGAGAAAAAGAACGACAUGUCGUGGAUGGAUGACUUUGACGCAGUCUUCAAAAAAGAUUUGAAAUGGUCAAAGACAUCGAUUCUGAAUUAUGAAACAAAGGCGACCAAGUUCAAUGAGCUGUUGUUUUGCUUGGUCUAUAUUUCGGCUGGACAACCGGCGAGAGCAAAAGAAAUGGUACAUUGGACGCUGAAGAAUUCAAAGUACAAAGCACGAGAGCUGUACUUGAUGUUUGGUCGUUUGAUGAUUUACAGCCGGUACGACAAGACGAGAAACAUGAAGUUUGCGGAAAAGCCAAUCCCUCGAUUCCUCCCAGAGUCUCUGUCAACAUUGGCCCUUCGAUACUAUGCACUAGUACGUCCGUUUCAAGCAUUCUUGAGCUCUGUGAAAACAGGAAACAAACAAGCAGCUGCUGUUUAUACGAAUGCUAUGUUUGUUGUGAAUGGUGGGAAACGUUUGGAUAGUGGGAUGCCUUAUCGAAUAUUUCCAAAGGUGACAUAUGAAUGCCUUGGAAAGCCGUUGGGAUUUCGAAAUUACCGACAUAUUGCUCAUUACUUUAAAGAAAGAAAUUUAGAGGAAGACAUGAGCAAAAAUUCGUAUUUUGAUCUACAAGCCGGGCAUACUCGAAGUACAGCGCUUCUCAUCUAUGGACGCACGAUGGACAAGUUGCAUUAUUUGCCAGCGGAUUACUUUGCGAAUUUUUUUCGAGCAAGUUUUCAAUGGCAAGAGCUGCUAAGAAUCAAAGACAACUCUGCACAUGGUCUCUUGGUUGAACAAUGUAAUCCAAUCCUAAAAGAAAUUCGCGAGUCGACGAAAGAACUAAAGAGCAUGAUACAAAGUGGUAAACAAGCGGUUGAAGAAGAAGGUAAAGAAAAACAAAAGGGAGAAGAAAAGUCGCCAAAGCAAAAAGUGUGUGUUUCUUGUUUUUCGGCAACAACAACAACAACAGCAACAGCAACAGCAACAGCAACGAAGGAACAACCUUCGUGGUCGGAUACUGGCUCUCGUGGGAUUCCUCCUUCACAGAUCUACGUUCAACUUUGCCGUUGGGCAUUAGCCCAAUUCUGUGGACUGAGUGCAAAGUUUCGGUCCAAGAAACAAUUUCAUUCAGUUUAUUUUUCUGUGCAAGGUCAGAAGAAUCUGAUUAUUGUUCUUCCUACAGCAUCGGGUAAGUCAUUAUCAUUUCUGUUGCCAGCCUUGAUUGAUAAAACCAUUCGACCAAACAAUACCACAUUGGUUGUUGUACCCGCGAUAUCCUUACGUGAGGACAUGAUGCGAAGAGUUAACGAAACAGGACUUGUCGAAUGCACGAAUACUUGGACUCAGUACAGGAACCAACCCGUGACUCCGUCGUUAAAACUGCCCGACCUGUUUAUCCUUACGUACGAGUCUGCACUGUCCAAUUCUGCAUUGGCUUUCUUUGAGAGUCUUGGCGUUGCUGGUCGCUUAGCUCGUGUUGUUGUGGACGAAGCCCAUAGUCUGUUGACGGAUAGUACUUGGAGAAACACUUUGCUACAGGCACCAAGGUUGUCGGCAUUGUUUGCGCCGAUUCAUCUGUUGAGCGGAACGUUUCCACGACCGCUGGAGACUCGUGCUAGCAAAACUUUUGGUGCUACGUUUACCGUUGUGAGAGACAUAUCGACAGCGCGACAGAAUCUAUUGUAUCUUUUACGUCCGCUAGUGGCUAAUGCGUUUUUGAACGAGUUGAGUGUCUUGAUGCAAAGAGCUAGUGUCUAUGAGGGCGAUGGUCGUGUGAUUGUGUUUUGCCAAAAAAGCACGAAGUGGAAUACCUGCAACGAAAGAUUCAACGGUCGGAUCUUUUCCCUUGUACAGAUGCCACGAUUUACACGGGAGAUUUAGAUGAAGCGGAACGAAAAAGUCGUUUGAAAGUUUCGCAACCCGAAUGGUAAGACACGAAUCAUGGUAGCAACCAAGGCGUUUGGUCUUGGGAUCGACUAUGGUGAAGUGCGUCUGGUAGUGCAUUAUGGAUUACCGAACUCGUGUAUGCAGUACGCUCAGGAAACAGGGCGAGCGGGAAGAGAUGGUAAGUAUGCUAUUGCAGCUCUUUUCUACCAGGAACACGAUUCUGUGUGGUCCAAGCAUGUGGACGAGUCGAUGAAGAUGUUUAUGAAGGACAAGACGAUGUGUGUGCGUUCAUACUUUGCAGCAGAGAUGGAUGGGGAUAGUGAUUGUUGUUCUUCAUUUGAGAAUUGUGUAUAUUGUUCUAGGUGUGCACAGAUGUUUCUUGGUGAGUCAGCAAUGAUAAAUAUUCAUGGAUCAAACUUGGGGAACGGAGGAAAUCGUACGAUCGAUGGAAGUACUAGCGAAAAUGCUCGUACAGCAUAUAGUUUCUCACCAAACAUGGGCGUGAGCAUGAGUAAGGGCAAUGGCAACGGCAACGGCAACGGCAACGGCAAGGACGAACGUAACUUUUCGACGCCAAAGUCAAAGUCAAUAAAACUCUAUUAUGCAUUCGCCAACGUUGAAAAGAAUUAUAUUUUGGAUAAGCCUGCCCAUGACAAACUUGCAAAGGACGGUAAUUCUCCAAAGGUGGAUGAUGAGUAUCGUGUUCACUCGCCGUAUAUGUCGUUUCAGAAGCGGCUCGCUGCUUGGGACAAAGAUUCGCCCGUCAAGAGAAACAAAAGCGCUGGUAUGGCGACGUUGAGAAAGCCUGGUGGAUAUGUUGGAGUUGAUAAUGAAGAAGAUGAUGAUGAUGAUGUUGAGCAACAAUUGCAGCGCAAGAGAUUGUUGGAGUAUAAGAGUCGUGUUCAAGAUGUCAAUCAACAGUUGAUGGAUGAGAAUGCGAUAUCAGCGUCAGUUGCUGAAUUCUUUGGGGUAUCGAAAGACGACUGUUUGUUUUGCUUGAUUAUGGAUCCUGAUUCAAAACUCAAACAGCAUCAACCGGGCAGAUGCCCGAUUGAGAGGAGUGCAUGUUUCAAGUGCCGUAAAACGGAUCAUGGAAGAGCCCAUUGCAAGAUGGAUGUUCAGUUUAAGGGAGUAUGUAAGUAUUGUGGAUUAACGAUCCAUGAACAUGAUUCUGGUGACUUGGGAUACACCCCGGAAUGUCGUUCUUGGGCAAGAAUCGAUUGA
Schizosaccharomyces octosporus yFS286 is the source of this 5253-nucleotide messenger RNA. RefSeq lists its product as uncharacterized. Lineage: Eukaryota; Fungi; Ascomycota; Schizosaccharomycetes; Schizosaccharomycetales; Schizosaccharomycetaceae. Bases 1 to 4023 code for a protein of 1340 amino acids. The transcript is spliced from 5 exons. Gene Ontology annotation, cellular component: RecQ family helicase-topoisomerase III complex; nucleus; cytoplasm. The record is from RefSeq and is a predicted model, not a curated record. Gene Ontology annotation, biological process: double-strand break repair via homologous recombination. Gene Ontology annotation, molecular function: 3'-5' DNA helicase activity; ATP binding; nucleic acid binding.